Messenger RNA from Girardinichthys multiradiatus, 1021 nucleotides. RefSeq names its product stomatin (EPB72)-like 3b (gene stoml3b). Bases 99 to 947 code for a protein of 282 amino acids. Lineage: Eukaryota; Metazoa; Chordata; Actinopteri; Cyprinodontiformes; Goodeidae. The record is from RefSeq and is a predicted model, not a curated record. The transcript has 7 exons. Gene Ontology annotation, cellular component: plasma membrane.
UAAAAGGCUGGGUCAACUCCUCUUGCUAAGUAGCACUUUAACAAGCUCUCACAGCACAUUUCCGGGGGAAUUCACUCAGGUCUGAGCAACAAAAGGAAAUGGAAGACCAAAUGGAAAGCCAGAAGACAAGAGGAAUAAGCAAAGACAACCUAAUAUCCGAAAGGCCCAUUGGAUCUCUAGGAUGCGUCGGCUGGUUCCUGGUCCUUGUUUCAGGCUUCUUCGUUAUUUUGCUCUUCCCAGUCACAAUCUGGUUUUGUUUAAAGAUUGUUCAGGAGUACGAGCGGGCCGUCAUCUUUAGACUGGGUCGCAUCACAAAUCGAAAGGCAAGAGGACCAGGAAUUUUCUUCAUUUUGCCAUGCACCGAUUCUAUUGUAAAAGUGGAUCUGAGAACUGUGUCGUUUGACAUCCCACCUCAAGAGAUUCUAACUAAGGAUUCAGUCACUGUGUGUGUGGAUGGCGUGGUCUACUUCCGAGUCAAUAACCCCAUCGCAUCUGUGGUCAACGUGACUAACGCUAACUCCGCCGCCCAGCUGCUAGCACAAACCACCCUCAGAAAUGUUCUUGGCACCAAGAACCUUGCAGAGGUCUUAUCAGAUCGUGAGGCCAUCGCUCAUAGCAUGCAGUCAAGCCUGGAUGAAGCCACUGACAAUUGGGGCAUCAAGGUGGAGCGUGUGGAGAUCAAAGAUGUGAAACUGCCUGUUCAGCUGCAGAGAGCCAUGGCAGCUGAAGCUGAAGCAGCUCGAGAGGCCAGGGCUAAGGUGAUUGCAGCAGAGGGUGAAAUGAAUGCCUCCCGUGCCCUGAAGGAGGCAUCCCUUGUGAUUGCAGAGUCUCCUUCAGCCCUGCAGCUCCGCUACCUGCAGACUCUCAGCACCAUCGCAGCAGAGAAGAACUCCACCAUCAUCUUCCCGCUGCCCAUUGAUGUCAUUUCUAACUUCAUGCGCAAGUGAGGACAUUAAGCCAUCAAUGCCAGUGUUCCAUGACGUUAUGUCCACCUUGAUAAAAUAUUUAAAACAAUGUAAAA